This is a messenger RNA of Pochonia chlamydosporia 170, 975 nucleotides long. RefSeq lists its product as hypothetical. The record is from RefSeq and is a predicted model, not a curated record. The transcript is spliced from 4 exons. The coding region runs from base 1 to 975 and encodes 324 amino acids. NCBI's taxonomy places the organism in Eukaryota, Fungi, Ascomycota, Sordariomycetes, Hypocreales, Clavicipitaceae.
AUGGAUCUUGUAUCUUUUUACCUCGGUGCUUUUGUAGGCAUCUUCCCCUUUACCCUAGCAAAGGUCAUCCAUCAGACAGUACGCAUCGUCGCCCGCUCAAGAGCCUUCCGCAAUGCUUACCUCUAUAUGAUAUGGACGAUGGUUAUUGUUUGUCCAGUAUUUGCUGUCAUUGACUUUCUUUACCUUAUAGAGAUUAUCCCUCCAAGUUUGGGCUUCUAUGUAACUACUGUCCUGCUAUGGAUAAUCCAGACGCAGAUUCUACCCCAGAUUAUCAUUAAUCGCAUUGGCCUCAUUAUGUCCAACCGACGUCGUGUCUUCCACCUCAAGCUCGGAUUCGCCGCCGCCAUAGGCGUCAUCAAUACUAUUGUGGGAGUCACCUGGUUGCGAGGCUGCACACCUGGAGCAUCCGCCGCUGCCGUGGAACUCAUUUAUAUUAUUGAGUAUGUGGAUAAGGGGUUUUUUCUCCUGAUUGAUUUGGGGCUCAAUGCCUUUUUUCUAUAUCUGGUCCACUCUCGUCUUAUUGCUGAGGGACUAUCAAAGUACCAGCCGCUUUUCAAGUUCAAUACUUGUUUAGCGAUAGCUUCUUCGGCCAUGGAUGCAUGUUUGCUAGGCAUGUUGCGGCUUCCCAAGAUGUACCAAUUUGUUCAAUUUGUCCCAAUUGCUUAUAUUGUUAAGCUAUAUAUCGAAAUGACCAACGCUGCUCUCAUCGCCAAAAUCGUUCGCAGCUCCUCUGGCAAUACUGUGCCCGGUUAUGCCGCUAAAUAUCAGACCAACAACCAGACUAAUCAUCUUGAGUCCAGGUUCGAUGAGAACCCCGAACUCAGCGUAAAGGACACUGAAAAUGUCCCGAUUGGUAAUGCGGUCAAGUGCACUCACAGCAGUUCAAGUGAGUCUGGUAGUAUUCAGCUAUCCCCAACUAAUGUUACUGUUACGACCGCGACAACCGUGGUAUCUGAGAGUCUGAGAGCGCCGUAG